Molecule: messenger RNA, 2537 nt
Organism: Vigna unguiculata (cowpea)
Lineage: Eukaryota; Viridiplantae; Streptophyta; Magnoliopsida; Fabales; Fabaceae
Product: putative inactive purple acid phosphatase 9
Molecular function (GO): metal ion binding; acid phosphatase activity
Source: RefSeq, a predicted model, not a curated record
UAAUCCCUUCACUAAAAAUACACAUCGAUGAAGAGAGCGGGGGUAAAAGUACGAAGAAAUUGUACAGGAAGAGAAGAGUGGCUAAAGCAAAAGAAGAUUGAGGGAUGGAAUAUGCCACUUCAAUGCAAAAACGAUGCUUUUCACGUCCCUAACCAUCGUCCCACAAAACCACGAACAAGAGUAAUUCCCACAUCCAAUAUCAAAAUCCGAAUCCGAAUCCGAACCCGAAUUUGAAUCCAAAUCCACCCAACCACCAUGAUUUCCGAUCAUGGCACAGUCCCCUUCUUUCUCUGCUUCUUCAUCUUCCUCCACUUCCACUUCCCCGGCGUCCACUCCAAAGCCUCCCUCUCCGCCACCCCCACCACGCUUUCUAAAUCUGGCGACUUCGUCCACCUCCAAUGGUCCGGCGUCGAAGGCCCCUCCGACUUCGAUUUCCUAGCCAUCUACUCUCCUCCGACUUCCCCCCACGACAACUUCGUCGGCUACCGAUUCCUCUCCGAAUCCCCAACUUGGGAAUCCGGGUCGGGCAACAUCUCCUUCCCUCUCGUUGACCUCCGCUACAACUACUCUUUCCGAAUUUUCCGCUGGACCCGAUCGGAAAUCAACCCCAAGCGCAAAGACCACGACAACAACCCCCUUCCCUCCACGCGCCGCCUCCUGGCGUUCUCCGGCGAGGUCGCCUUUGCGCCCAACCGGGGACCCGGACAGAUCCACCUGGCCUUCGGGGACCAACCCGACGCCAUGCGCGUCAUGUACGUCACGCCCAACCCCCAGGAAACCUACGUGCGCUAUGGGGAGAAGGAGGACGCGCUCGAUGCAGUCGUACUCGCGCGUGUGGAGCGCUAUGGGAAGGAGCACAUGUGCGACGCGCCCGCCAACUCCAGCGUUGGGUGGAGAGACCCUGGUUAUAUCCACAACGCGCUUCUUACGGAUUUGAAGAAGGGACUAAGGUAUUAUUACAAGGUUGGAAAUGAUGAUGGAGGUUGGUCUGCAACUCACAGUUUUGUCUCGAGGAAUAGUGAUUCAGAUGAAACAAUAGCUUUCCUGUUUGGUGACAUGGGAACAAGUGUACCAUAUAAUACGUUUGUGCGAACACAAGAAGAAAGCUUAUCAACCAUGAAGUGGAUCCUCCGUGAUGUUGAAGCUCUAGGUGACAAGCCAGCCUUUGUGUCUCACAUUGGAGACAUUAGCUAUGCAAGAGGUUAUUCGUGGGUGUGGGACCAUUUUUUCAACCAGAUUGAGCCUGUUUCGUCCAAAGUGGCAUACCAUGUUUGCAUUGGCAAUCAUGAGUAUGAUUGGCCUUUGCAGCCGUGGAAACCUGAUUGGGCCAGUUAUGGGAAAGAUGGGGGCGGUGAGUGUGGUGUGCCUUACAGUUUGAGGUUCAACAUGCCUGGAAACUCUUCAGAACCGACUGGAACUGAAGCCCCACCAACUAGGAAUCUUUAUUAUUCAUUUGAUAUGGGAGUAGUACACUUUGUGUAUAUUUCCACGGAGACUAAUUUCCUUCCCGGGAGCAACCAGUACAACUUCUUGAAGCAUGAUCUGGAAUCAGUUGACAGGAACAAAACUCCUUUUGUGGUAGUGCAAGGGCACAGACCGAUGUACACUACCAGUCAUGAAAAUAGGGAUGCUGCUUUAAGAGGGAAGAUGCUCGAGCAUUUGGAACCUCUGUUUGUGAAUAACAAGGUCUCACUUGCCCUUUGGGGUCAUGUUCAUCGAUAUGAGAGAUUUUGUGCGCUGAAUAACUUCACAUGUGGUGGUAAUGUGGGUCAGAGCACAGGGGACAAGAAAGGAUAUACUGUUCAUAUGGUGAUUGGCAUGGCAGGGCAAGAUUGGCAACCUACCUGGGAACCAAGGCCAGACCAUCCCAAUGACCCAAUCUUUCCACAGCCGAAUUGGUCCCUGUACCGUGGGGGUGAGUUUGGGUACACAAGACUGGUGGCUUCAAAGCAGAAGCUUGUGCUUUCUUAUGUCGGAAACCAUGACGGUAUAGUGCAUGACACGGUGGAAAUUCUGGCAUCUGGGGAAGUUGUCAGUGGUAAUGGAGACUGUAGUAUUGAUGUUAAUUCUAAAGCUGAAAAUAAGAUUGUGGAAUCCACUUUGUCAUGGUAUGUGAAGGGAGGAAGUGUGCUGUUUCUUGGGGCAUUCAUGGGUUACGUUCUUGGUUUCGUUACAAGUGCCAGGAAGAAGUCUGAAGAGACCAGGAGCAAUUGGACUCCAGUGAAGACUACGGAGACUUGAACUGUUCAUUAAUGGUUACCACCUUUUUAAGUAGGUCGUGAAGGUUCACAUAAAAGAAAAACAAAAUGAGAUUUCCGCUCGUUUUAGUUCAAGACUAUUAAGUUGUCACCUCAUAUACUUGAGGACGUGUCUCUGUAUAUAUGCAUUUUUUUCUUGCUUAUUUAUGGCAUCUGAGGCCUUUCGUAUGACCUUGUGUUGUACAUUAUUCAAGGUAAUAUGAUUUGUCGGAUGAGACCAUACUGUUGUAACAGAACAAAAAUGUUAGAUAUGAUAUGAGUGCACUAUUGAUACACUAA